AAAAAAAAAAUAAAAAAAAAAAAGGGAGGUUUAGACUCACCAUAUCACCCUACUUCAAAACCUUCUUCCUCCUUUUUGAACAAAAUAAUAAAAAACACCAAUAAACACAACAUACUCACUUUAAUUUUCAUUGUUUUCCUAUGCUCCUUUUCCUACCUCCUAGCAAUAUGGCAGGGCCGUGGCACCGCUAUAACUUGUAUCACCACUUUCAACAACCUAACCGGGUCGGGCUCAUUAGACUUCGUGGCCCACCACACGGCGGACCACGAACUAUCCACUUCUAGCCCGACCCAAUCACGGGUGUAUCCGCCGUGCAACAUCACGUACAGCGAAUACACCCCGUGUGAGGAUAAAAGAAGGUCAAGAAAAUUCACAAAAACCAGACUGAUAUAUAGAGAAAGACACUGUCCCAAUAAAUGGGAGGUCCUAAAAUGUCGGGUACCCGCCCCAAAAGGGUAUAAAAGCCCGUUUAAGUGGCCCGUUAGUAGGGAUUACGUAUGGUACAAUAACGUACCACAUAAACAUUUAACGGUCGAGAAAGCGGUUCAAAAUUGGAUCCGGUUCGAAGGUGACCGGUUUAGAUUCCCUGGAGGAGGGACUACGUUUCCUAAUGGUGCAGACGCAUAUAUUGAUGAUAUUGCUAAAUUGAUUAAUCUUGAUGAUGGGUCUAUUAGGACUGCUAUUGAUACUGGUUGUGGGGUAGCAAGUUGGGGAGCGUACUUGUUGUCAAGGAACAUAUUGGCAAUGUCCUUUGCACCAAAGGACACUCAUGAAGCUCAAGUACAAUUUGCCCUAGAACGCGGUGUUUCUGCUUUGCUUGGUGUUAUUGCUUCUAAGAGACUCCCUUAUCCUUCUAGGGCUUUUGACAUGGCUCAUUGCUCUCGUUGCCUUAUUCCUUGGGAUCAAUAUGAUGGAGUAUAUUUGAUAGAAGUUGAUAGGGUACUUCGACCAGGAGGAUACUGGAUCCUAUCGGGCCCACCUAUUCGAUGGAAGAAGUAUUGGAAGGGGUGGGAGAGGACCAAGGAAGACUUGAAUGCAGAACAAACUAGGAUUGAAAGUUUAGCCAAAAGUCUAUGUUGGAACAAAGUGAUAGAGAAGGGUGAUAUUGCUAUUUGGCAGAAGCCAAUUAAUCACAUAGAUUGCAAACAUAAUAAGAAAGUUAAUUCUAUGCCACAUUUUUGCCCUGCUUCGGAUCCUGAUCAGGCUUGCAUUGUGCUAGAGACAUGUCAAAUCCCUUUACCAGAAGUUUCAAGGGAUGAAGAAGUUGCAGGAGGAAAACUAGAAAAAUGGCCUAAAAGAUUAACAGCAGUACCACCAAGAAUUAGCAGCGGUACUAUAAAGGGAAUUACUCCGAAAAUGUUCCAAGAAGACUUGGAAUUAUGGAAUAGGAGAGUGUCUUACUAUAAAACAGUGAACAACCAGCUAGGGGAACACGGAAGGUACCGAAACCUUCUUGACAUGAACGCGAAUUUGGGUGGAUUUGCCGCGGCUUUGGUGCAUGAUCCUGUUUGGGUGAUGAAUGUUGUGCCUGUUGAAGCAAAGGUUAAUACUCUUGGAGUCAUCUAUGAAAGGGGGUUAAUUGGUACUUACCAAAGUUGGUGUGAAGCAAUGUCUACUUAUCCAAGGACUUAUGAUCUUCUCCAUGCAAAUUCUGUUUUUACACUCUAUAAUGAUAGAUGUGAGAUGGAGGAUACAUUGUUAGAGAUGGACAGGAUAUUGAGGCCAGAAGGAAGUGUAAUUUUUCGAGAUGAUGUCGAUAAUUUGGUGAAGAUACAGAAGAUAACAAAUGCAUUACAAUGGGAUAGUCAAAUAGUAGACCAUGAAGAUGGUCCUCUUGAAAGGGAGAAAAUUUUGUUUGCGGUUAAAACUUAUUGGACUGCUCCUUCUAACACUAAUGAGCAGGAUUCCAAUUCUGCUUCUUAGGUUUUUAAAUUAUUUUUUUUUUUUUUUUUUUACUCCAAGUUAAAACUCAUUCUGUAUUAAAAAUGGGUAAAUCCACACAAGUGAAAUGAAAAAAAAAGAGAGAAAUUUAACUCUA
Molecule: messenger RNA, 2038 nt
Organism: Chenopodium quinoa (quinoa)
Lineage: Eukaryota; Viridiplantae; Streptophyta; Magnoliopsida; Caryophyllales; Amaranthaceae
Product: probable methyltransferase PMT16
Exons: 6
Cellular component (GO): trans-Golgi network; cytoplasm; endosome
Molecular function (GO): methyltransferase activity
Source: RefSeq, a predicted model, not a curated record